CUACCAGCCACAAUGCCUCCACGAAUAAGUCUUCAAUCUCUAGCCCAGAGAACGAGAACACCUCAUACCCUCCUCCAGCAUGAGAUACAAUCCCUCACAGCAUCCAUAUCCGCCUUCACCAGGUCAAGAUCAAUGGCCUCCGUUGCACCAUCCGCCGCCGCAACCUCGAUGUCACCAGAAGUCCUCCAACCGCUCUCCCACCGACGCCCCGAAUAUCGCAAAUCCCAACUCCACCGGCAAUACGCUUCGAUCCUACGAACGAUGCCAUUGAUCAUCUACUUCCAGCAUAAUAACCUACAAUCCACCGAAUGGGCCAACAUCCGUCGCGAACUGACCAAGGCAUUGCGUAAAGUUGACGAAAAGAAUGCCGCAAUGGGUAGUUCCGAGCCAGCGAUUGCGGACGCUAUCAAGCUACAGAUCAUCCAGACGUCUAUAUACGAAACAGCCAUGAGAGUGGUGGAUUUCUACCGUCCGGACACUGCUGCUUUUGGAGGAGAGGGACCGAUACUGGAUAAGGAAGAUCCUCGAUUAACGCAUGAUCUGUCCUACUCCGCUUAUAGAGCUGUGCUGUCUAAACGUGGACAACACGGAUUUUCUACUCUGCUUGUGGGACCGAUUGCUACCCUUUCGUUCCCUUCUGUAUCGCCGGACCAUCUACGUGCUGCGUUCUCUAUACUGGCGCCGACAGGCAAGAGCGGUCUGUUCCCUCCGCCUCCUCGUAAGGCGAAUCCUGGCCUAUACGACCUUACUACUCAGGCUGGACUACAGAAGUUGAUGCUGUUGGGUGCCCGAGUGGAAGGAAAGCUGUUUGACGCUGACGAGACGAAAUGGGUUGGCAGCAUUGAGGGUGGAAUAGGAGGACUGAGAGCUAGAUUGGUCGGUAUGCUGCAAGGCGUCAGCUCCGGACUGGCGAGAACUUUGGAGAGUGCUGGGAAUAACGUCUAUCUUACUCUUGAGAGUCGGAGGAGCGUGAUGGAAGAAGAGCAGAAUGGCGGCAAAAAGGAGGAACAGUCAGAGCAGAAGUAG
This is a messenger RNA of Microsporum canis CBS 113480, 1026 nucleotides long. RefSeq lists its product as hypothetical. Gene Ontology annotation, molecular function: structural constituent of ribosome. The transcript has a single exon. The coding region runs from base 13 to 1026 and encodes 337 amino acids. Lineage: Eukaryota; Fungi; Ascomycota; Eurotiomycetes; Onygenales; Arthrodermataceae. Gene Ontology annotation, biological process: translation. The record is from RefSeq and is a predicted model, not a curated record. Gene Ontology annotation, cellular component: mitochondrial large ribosomal subunit.